Anopheles coustani is the source of this 2270-nucleotide messenger RNA. It is a transcript of the gene f-cup, whose product is annotated as leucine-rich repeat-containing protein 40. Lineage: Eukaryota; Metazoa; Arthropoda; Insecta; Diptera; Culicidae. The transcript has 7 exons. Bases 1 to 1863 code for a protein of 620 amino acids. The record is from RefSeq and is a predicted model, not a curated record. Gene Ontology annotation, molecular function: protein binding.
AUGAAGGCUCACCCGACUGCCCGCAGCCGUAUCCGGGAGCAGGAAUUGAAUCCCGUGUUUCACUUUCAAAACAAGGAGGAAGACAACCAAAUACUUACGCGGGCCAAGAUCAAGCAGGCGCUGAAAAGUGGAGUGUUGAAUUUGGCUGGUAGAGGAUUAGCAUCGGUGCCCGAAAAGGUGUGGAACUUGAGCGACUCGGAUGAAAAUGAGAAGGAAGUGCGGUACGAUUUGGAACGCUCGAACGAGGAGGACAGCUGGUGGAAUCAAAAGUCUCUCACCACGCUGGACCUCAGCUCGAACACGCUAACUUUGAUAAGUGAAAAUAUUCAAAACUUGGCCGAUCUAACUGUGCUUAAUCUUCAAGAUAAUGCACUAACUAGCCUCCCCGAAGGCAUUGGAGCGCUUACAAAGCUUACUAAACUGACCAUCAGCCGUAACAAGCUGUCGGAACUGCCGGAGAGUUUCUUUCGGCUGAAGGAGCUGAAGGUUCUCAACCUUUCGCAUAACGAGUUUCCGGAAGUGCAUCCCAAUAUAAGCGAUUUAAUAAUGCUUGAAUCGUUGGAUUUUUCCUUUAACAGCAUUAAUGCUUUACCGGGUGGCAUUGGGUUCCUCGUACGGUUGCAGCAACUAACUUUGAAUAACAACCGAUUAACGGAACUACCGAACGAUAUCGUCAACCUACGCAAUCUUCACAAGCUCGAUCUAUCGAAGAAUGAUCUAAAACUGUUGCCUCCGGUCAUGGGAGAGCUGCGCAAGCUGGAAUGCUUCUACGUCCAGCAUAACGACAUCGACGAGCUGCCCGACUUUACCGGUUGCGAGGCGCUCAAGGAGCUGCACAUUUCGAACAACUUCAUCAAGACGCUACCGGCAGACUUUUGCGAGAACUUACCCCAACUCAAGGUGCUCGAUCUGCGCGACAACAAGAUCGAACGGCUGCCGGAUGAGAUCGCACUGCUCGCUAGCCUGACGAGACUCGACCUUUCGAACAACACGAUCAGCAGCCUUCCCUCGUGCCUGUCCACGCUGGCCCACCUGGUCAGCCUGCAGGUGGAGGGCAAUCCGAUCCGUUCGAUACGCCGAGACGUCAUCCAGUGCGGUACGCAGCGGAUACUGAAAACCCUACGCGAACGGGAUGCGUCUAAGUCGAAGGCAGGUGCAUCGGAGGGACAAGGUGGUGCCUCGGUGGCUAGGGGAAAUUCCCUGUUUGCCCCUGAAAGCACCUUCCCGGAUGUGUAUCAGAUGCGCAAGGGACGUGCGCUGAUCGUGAGUUCCAAGGGUCUGAUCGAUAUUCCGGAGGCCGUGUUUUUAGACGCACUGGAGGCUUCGGUGUACAAUGUCGAUAUAAGCAAGAACAAGCUGACCAACGUUCCGGCAGGAAUAAUUCACUUAUCCUCUUUGCUAACGGAAUUGAACGUCAGCGCUAACCUCCUUCAGACCGUUCCGGCAUGUUUUUCGCAGUUCGAUAAAAUAAGCUACCUUAACCUAGCGAACAACCAAAUGACCGACCUGCCGGAGGUAAUCGGACUGCUGGUGACCCUGCGGGAGCUGAACGUUAUCAACAACCAGCUCAAACUAAUUCCCGCGUGUGUGUACGAGCUGAAGGGAUUGGAAAUAUUUCUGGCAAGCGGUAACAAGAUCGAGGAAAUUGACGCCAGCGAAAACGGGCUGGGAGCACUGAAGCGGCUGGCCACGUUGGAUCUGGCAAACAACAACAUCAAGCAUGUUCCACCAACAUUGGGAACGUUGAAGCACAUCACCACUCUGGAACUGAUCGGUAACAGCUUUCGGCAGCCCCGGCAUCAGAUUUUGGAAAAGGGUACCGAAUCCAUUAUGGCCUACCUGAGGGACCGCAUUCCUCAGUAAAAAUUAGAGGAAAUCCUCCCUGCGGGAAAAACUUUGCACAAAUUGUACUCGUUACGCCAUACGAAAGCUUCUCUAGCUGCUUUACCUUCGCCUAGAAAGGCACUCGACUUUCUUUGGCGCUGGCGCACUGGCUGGCUUGCAUGCACCAAACCAGCACACGCCUUCCCUUGACCCCGCAAUGCAUGCGCAACCGUGAUGAUGUUUGUGGCCAUACUCGGUUUCCUUACAGAGCUAAAAACGAAACAAAAAUGUACCAAAAAAAGAAAUUAUUUCAGUAUAAUAAACCUUUUAUUCAACACCCCACAUCCAGAUGUUACAAAUGUGCCGGUAUGAUUUAACUGAUGCGAUGGUUUGCCAUGCAGGCGAAGCAGUUACAAUCUCGUAACCCAAUUAAAACUCCUUCUUAA